Messenger RNA from Eufriesea mexicana, 2534 nucleotides. RefSeq names its product locomotion-related protein hikaru genki (gene hig). NCBI's taxonomy places the organism in Eukaryota, Metazoa, Arthropoda, Insecta, Hymenoptera, Apidae. The coding region runs from base 117 to 1574 and encodes 485 amino acids. The transcript has 10 exons. The record is from RefSeq and is a predicted model, not a curated record.
ACAAUAUUUCGACCUACAGAAGUUGUACAGAUUUUCGAUACGAAAUUACCAUCGAAACCAAAUUCCAGUGUAGUGACUCGAAUGGGAUUUCGUUCUGAUAUGCAAAGUGCAACAGCAUGUCCAUCGAGAACGAAAGAAGAAAGAAAUUCUUUGCAAGUGCAUAUCGCAUGAAAUUGACUGCAGGGUUUUAUGUUUUGUUACUCAGCCUAACGGCAAUAAUUAAUUUUUGCGAAGCGAAACAAGUAGAGACCGGAGGAUUUCAAAGAGGUUGCAAACUUGAAGGUUUACAUCCACUUCUAAUUGUUACCUAUAAAAAUAUUACGAUAUCCGUAGAUAAGAUCACUGUACCACAUGGGGAACGCGUGACGGUAAGAUGCAGAGAACUCGGCAAAUACAAACUCGUUGGUGAUUCUCUUUUACAUUGCCGUAACGCCAGUUGGAAUGGAAAACUACCCUCGUGCACUCCGACGACAGCGAUUUCAAACUACACCGAGGAUGUACCACCGACGAUCGUAUUUGGAUUACCGGCCGGUUCAGCUGCCGUCGAGCCGUCCGGUGCCCUCGCUGUUUUCCCUGGAAGUAUACUUCACCUUGAAUGUCUGUUCGCUAGGAAACUUGGUAAUCCCGAAUGGACUUGGACCUCGACGUUUCGUCAAUACUUAACCGGAUGGGCGAUUGCUUCUCGUGAAAGAGACUGGAAGUAUCGUUUAUCUAUAUAUUAUGCGAAAGCGCAAGAUUCAGGAGUGUACACGUGCUCUACACCUCGCGGAUUAUCCAACUCCAUACAUGUUCACGUUGUAGAUGUCCAGUGUCCUAUUUUGAAUCUACCUGAACCACCGUUAAUUAGUAAAAUCGAAGGGGCACGUAUGGGUCAUAGAGCAGUAUUUGAAUGUCCCGUUGGGUUUAGAUUAGAAGGCGCAGCUGGUAUAACGUGUCAGUAUAACGGUAAAUGGUCUGCGGAUAUGCCGCGAUGUGAAACAAUCGAGUGCCCACCUAUGAACACCCUCGGCGAUUCAUGGUUACAGGUACUGGAAUACAACAAUACCUUCAGCGGUAGAGCAGUAUUUGCUUGCAUGUGGGGACAUAAAUUAUUAGGAUCACAGAGUAUAGAGUGCCAAGGUGAUGGUUCGUGGAGUGGAACUGUGCCUAGUUGCGUAGAAAUUAUCUGUCCAAUCCCAUUGAUACCAAAAAGUGGCCGUAUUAUAGAACAAACAAACCGUCAUAAUUCAGGAAGGAAAUACCAUCAAACGCGUGUGUAUAAAGUUGGUGCACUUGUCAGGUUUGCUUGCUUACCUGGUCAUCAACUAUUAGGUGAAGCAUCUGUAAUAUGUACAGAGAAUGGAACAUGGUCUCAUCCACCACCAGUUUGCAAAGUGAGAUGCCCGUAUCCUGGCGAUCCACCUCAUGGACGAAUAGCACCUCUAAAAUUUUGGUACAAACCAGGUGACAAUAUACAGGUAACUUGCUCACCGGGGUAUGUAACGCCCUUAGAACCCGUAAGGAAGCCGACUUGUCGAGAAAAUGGAAUAUGGAGUGCACCUCCACCACCUUGUAGGUCAUAUAAAGAUGUUUAAAGAGAAAAACGAUGAAAUUUUAUCAAUGACAGCAGUCGUUCAAUGUAUUACGUUGUAAAACGCGAACAAACACGGAAUUGCAAACCGUACAAAGGUAUGUACAGGAUGUAUAAAAAUGGUUUGUCACGACCAUUACAGCGUGAUUCUACACAUUUGGAUCAGUGAAGAUCUGUUAAUAAAAGUAACCACAAAAUUGUCCUUGAGAAUGAUUUACAAGAUCAAAUUUUUUUUAUGGCAUCGUAUCUUAGACGUAAUGAUGAGGAAAUAUCGGAAAGGAACUAUAGGUAGCAAAUGAACCAUUCUGUUUUAACUUAUUGCGCAUAGACGCAUCGGAUGGUCGAUCGUUCGAUACUUUUCCGGUAUCGUUUAAUUUAUUCCAAAGCGGAAUAAGCAAAGGGGAGUCUAAUCCGGCAAAAUGUACAAAAGGGAAGUAUGAAGUCUCUCCGUUCGGCCACGAUGGCCGAGACAGUUAAUUUUCAUACAUCCUGUACAUUAAUACUUAAUUAUUCAAUUAUGCUAUGUUUCAAAUAAUUCCGUUAAAAAUAUAUACGACCUAGAGCACAAACUAGCACGUGUUUGAUCGCAAAAUAACAUAUCAACGAAGCUACAUGAUCGAAUUUUCUAUGCAUUCGAAACGAUUAAUCGCCUAACCAAUCGUUUUCUUGCAAUGUCAUUUUAUGGCAGUUUUCAUUGUAUCAUUAUAUGAAAACUUCAUAUGUCAAAAGUUCGACAGCACAUAAACUUAGAUUUCAACUCGAGGUUAGGCAUAUUGCAUUAACCUAGCUAAUAUAUAACAUCAGAAAUUUUUUACUAACAAAACAUUAUAAUACAAGUCGCAAAACUAAGUAAACGAGAGGAACAACGAUUGUCAUUUAGAAAGAAGUCGAAUGAGCUUAGAAUAAGGAGUGAAUAGGUACAACAGAUACAACGGGGUAAGAAACGAAGAAAAUAGUUAUAGGG